Messenger RNA from Clunio marinus, 201 nucleotides. The record is from the annotation of a GenBank genome assembly. Lineage: Eukaryota; Metazoa; Arthropoda; Insecta; Diptera; Chironomidae.
AUGAAUCAACAAGUGAAUGGUACAAAUUUUGACAACGCUGGCGUUUUAAUGAGAAAGAAAUCAAACAAUUCACAAAAAGUGAAGGAAAAUAUCGUAGCUAAUAAUUCAUGCAAAGCUUGUGUUAACGUUAAUUGCGUGUUGCGUUUUAGGAAACGUUCACAAAGCCCUAUAUGGCAACUCCUUUUUGAUUUUUCUUUGUGA